AUGUUUGCCUUUGCGCAACAAAGAGUCAAAUCUAUUGAACAGCAGCGAGUCACAAAUAGCAUUGAUAAUGCUAUUGAAAAAUCGCGUAAACUUGUGUUACGCUGCUACAAUAUGAUUGCUUCACAACAAGAAGUUUCAGGUGUUCAAGUGGCAUCCUAUCUAAUGAAUUAUGAUGAUCAUUAUACUACACAUACAUUCAGAAAUCUUUUUCUUAUCUCAAUUGAAAACUAUUUACAAGCCGAACUAAGCAAAGCACAACUCCAGGAAAAAGACAUCGACGAAGAGAGACUAGAAGACAUGACAACGCCCAUUGAUGAAGAACAAGAAGAAGAUACAAAACAAACUGAAGAACAGUUUCUAUUGGAGCUAACAGAAACCAAAAACGGUGCCAAGUUUGUCAUGGUCAACACUCGCCUAGACUAUCAUGAUCGAUCAAAUGAUCUUACUGCAUUGUGUUUAUAUGACUUUGUCAGUCAUUUUCACAAGAAACUUAUCGACAAAUCCGAUCGCCGCUUGAUAAAGAGUGUGAAUGAGUCUGAAGGUAAACGACUAGAUACAGAAGGAACAAAAAUGAAUGAACGGUACACAUUUGAGAGUGCACACCCACAAGCAUCAUCACAUAUCGUCAUUAAACACACCAAUCCAGUUGUACCAGUUCUCGUUGGACCACAAAUACCACGCCAAGAACGAGAAGAAACACGCGAGCGUUAUAGUCGUGCAUUGUUAACUUUAUUCGUACCAUGGAGAUCAGUUCAUGAUCUUUGUGCAUUGAAUCAGACAUGGACUGAGGUAUUGGAAAUUCAAAAACCAUUGAUCUCUCCCGCCUCACUCAAGAUGAUAGAAAAUAUACAACUUUUGCAUGAAUGUAAACACGAUCGAGAUGAACAUCUCCGCCAAGUUCUUGUAGAAGCACAGAGUGACAAUAGCAUCGAUCCUGUUUUGAUACCUAACUACUAUGAAGAAGAUCAAAAUACUGAAGAAGAUGACCCUGAACAGCUUUUACAAAUGCUCUCCAUCGUAAAUGAGUCCACCACAAAUGCCUACUCUGCAUCAAACGGCAAUCAAGAGCAACGCUACCUCAACGAUGCAUUACAAGCAAUUGAUAACACAGAUCGGUUUGCAUUACUGAACGACCAGAGAAACGUAUGGAACCAAAAUAGCGAUGAUAUCGUACACGAUUCAAGCGCAUUCGUCGUAGCUCAUUCACAUCAUGCAGCAAUGAUUAAAGAGUGGAAACGUGAUAUUGAAAGCAGAAGGGAUAAAGCAAGAAAUUAUUUAAUUUCAGGCGAAAAUACUGUGGAAAUUAGAAAUGAUGAAGUGCAGAUUGAAGUCGUAGCGGCUGAAAUACCAACCAGUCCAUUUAAGGCUCAAACUACGACAGUGCCACCUGUGACUAUAACAACAGCAAUCUCAUUUCCAACAAAAAUGGAUAUCAUCAAAAAAUUCACAUUAAAUAGUCAGCAGAAGUAUGCUUUUAUGAUUGUUACUAGUCACCUAGAUGGUGAGAACCAAAUUCACACGGGCUCUGCUGACAACCAGUUAUUGAUGUGUGUACCUGGUUGUGGUGGUACUGGUAAAUCUCAAUUGAUUCGUGCAAUCUAG
Messenger RNA from Rotaria socialis, 1602 nucleotides. The record is from the annotation of a GenBank genome assembly. Lineage: Eukaryota; Metazoa; Rotifera; Eurotatoria; Philodinida; Philodinidae.